AUGUGUAUGUUGAGUAAGCCUCCUCCGGACCGGCGGCGCCCGCUCCCGCGUUCUAGCGGCGCCGCCAGCAACUACCACCACCGCCGCGGGCUCCGCGCUCAGCUGUCUCGCCGCCCGUCGCCGGUCGAAGUCAGUUGCAUCGGCUAUGGCUCCUCUCGCACAGCCCUCGGCGCUACUCCGGUCACGCACUUGAACACCCUCAUCUACCCGCACGCACACGGCUUCGCGAUGUCCUGCGGCACGCUGCUGCUGUUCACAACGCUGCUGGCGGUCGCCGCGGCCGUGUUCACGACCCCGGAAACGCCGCUGACCGGAAAAGGGUUUUCACGUGUGAUGGACACAGGCCUGCCAGAAGCAAGAUUUGUCUGGGGUGUGUUUAAGGGAGAUGUUUAA
Gryllus bimaculatus (two-spotted cricket) is the source of this 393-nucleotide messenger RNA. The record is from the annotation of a GenBank genome assembly. Lineage: Eukaryota; Metazoa; Arthropoda; Insecta; Orthoptera; Gryllidae.